AUGUACACUACCACCCCGCGCCUUGAUGAGAUCAAGCGCACAAUACGCGUAUAUCAGGGUUUAAAGACGAUGGCAAUCACGGUGCUUGACGCCGAUGUUGUCAACAAAAUCGCUGCUGGCGAGGUGAUUAUGCGACCUGCCAAUGCGGUGAAGGAAUUGCUUGAAAACGCCAUCGACGCCGGCGCUACCCUGGUGGAGAUCGUGGUGGUGGAUGGCGGCCUUAAACAGCUCCGCAUCAGCGAUAACGGCCACGGCAUUGCUCGUGAGGAUUUACCAUUACUAUGUCAACGGUUUGCCACUCUGAAACUACGCACGUUUACUGAUUUACAGACUAUCGCCACCUAUGGUUUUAGAGGCGAGGCAUUGGCCCUGAUCUCCCAUAUUGCUCGCGUCCUGGUGACGACGAGAACCGCUGACGAUACUGUGGCACUGAAGGCUUACUAUACUGAUGGGAAGCUUGCUACCCUGAAUUUUAAGCCCCUGGAUAAGGACCCUGAGACGUUAAUCAAGCGCACUGCUGGUACUGUGGGCACAACUCUUGUGGUGGACGAUAUGUUCUAUAACUUACCCAACCGGCUCAAACUGAUGCGGCUGAAGCUGGAAGAGCUUACCAAGAUUGUGGAAGUGGCUAGUCGCUACGCUAUUCAUAGAGGGGAUACUUGUGCCAUUAGAGUAUUGACUAAAGAGCUGAUGGUACCUUUAGUGAGCUCACGCGUGGGAAUGCCAUUAGCUGACCGUAUGCGUCAAGUACUGGGCCAGGCAGGAGAGACGCUAGAGCUUGAGAUUGACGCUGAAGCUGAAGACGGACUCUAUCUUAUAAAGGGACUGUUAUCGUCACCAAAUUUCGUAUCAAAGAAGAAAGUGGCUCCGGUGAUCUUCAUCAAUGAUCGGUUAGUCACCUGUGAACCGUUAAAGAGAGCAGUUAACGCCGUCUACGCCAAUUUGCUCCCACGAGGACUGUACCCUUUCUACUACUUAUCAUUAACCAUCGACCCUCACUCAGUGGAUGUCAACAUGCACCCGACAAAAAGUGAGGUACGGUUCCUUCAUGAAGACGAAAUCAUCCAAAGAGUAUCGGAUGCGGUAUACCAACGACUCCAGGAGGUGGAUACUGCUCGUUCGUUUGCCAGCCAGCAACAACCUUUAAGCAAACGAUCACUGACAUCAAUGGAGCUGGCAACAAAGAAGUACCGUCAAGAUAGUAAACUCGUACGAGUGGAUGCUAGCCAGCUGAGAAUCACACGGUACUUGGAGCCUCGACCCUCCCAACUACCAACUAACGAUGAAGAAGACAGCUUCAACGAAAGUGACGAAGAUAACAGUAUGGAGGAAGAAGAGUCGAGCCCUGCUGCUGAAACAUACGAUACUUCAGGACGAUUCCUUGAUAAUGACCAUAUUGAUAGCAUCGACGUUAACUACGAUCUCGCCAGUAUUCAUGAACUACGCCAGGAAUACGUCACCCACGUGUCUCGGGCUCUUACCAAAGCGUUUGCUAAUGCUGCCUACGUGGGCAUGGUCGACCCCGAAAAGCGACUCGUGUGUUUCCAGUACGGCGUCAAACUCUACCUCGCCGAUCUUGCUGCUGUUUUGAACCAGUUCAUCUACCAGUUGUGCCUUGAGGAUUUUGGUCGGUUUGGCAUUUACGAGUUGAACCCCCCGGUGCCGCUAACCUCGAUACUUGCGGGGUUUGAUGACGUCGACGGCGUCAUCGCAGGGCUAGAGACGAUUCGGCCGAUGCUUCGAGCCUAUUACCGCAUGGGGAUUGAAAAUGGCCACUUAACCCUGUUGCCGCUUAUUGUGUCGGGUUUGGAGCCCGCGCCAGAGAAGCUUCCCUACUUGUUAACACGGCUAGCGUCGGUGCCCCUCGAUGACGAAAAAUCGUGGUUCGACCACGUCCUGCGCCAGUUUGCCCUCUUUUUCAUCCCCCCACCUAAUACGGCUACCGAAGACGCCGAUAACCUCUUAGAUCUCUGGGUAUUUCCCGAGCUUAGGCGCCGCUUCGUCGCCCCGACCCUGCUCCACCAGGACGUCAUCGAGAUCGCCGACCUCCCCGGGCUCUACCGUGUGUUUGAACGCUGCUAG
Messenger RNA from Diutina rugosa, 2082 nucleotides. It is a transcript of the gene MLH1, whose product is annotated as mismatch repair ATPase. NCBI's taxonomy places the organism in Eukaryota, Fungi, Ascomycota, Pichiomycetes, Serinales, Debaryomycetaceae. Bases 1 to 2082 code for a protein of 693 amino acids. Gene Ontology annotation, cellular component: MutLalpha complex. Gene Ontology annotation, molecular function: ATP binding; ATP-dependent DNA damage sensor activity; ATP hydrolysis activity. The record is from RefSeq and is a predicted model, not a curated record. The transcript has a single exon. Gene Ontology annotation, biological process: mismatch repair.